AUGCUGGGAGGGAAGGCAAGACUGGAUGCGGGCGGACGGUGGGAGGGGAAGAAAGCGCGGGCGGGCGGGCGGGCCAGGAAGGAAACGGGUCAACUAAAGGACCGCGACUGGACGGGCGAGACCAAAUCCGAGACGACGGGCCCAGAGGAAAUUUGUGAGUGUGCAGCCGUGUCUGUUCAGCGAAAGGUGGAGAUCCUAGUAGCGAGGGCGGGCGCGGCGGGCUUUGGCUGUUGCUGGUGGAGCAAAAAAAAUGGCAGGGCCGCUGCCUGCCGAACACAACUGACCAUCCAGAAAGGCAAGGUGGUGUCCGUGACGUGGGACCCUCCGGUGAUCGGCGAGUACUCCUCCUUCAAGCUCAAGCAGAUUCCUUUGUCGGAGCCGCAGAACAGCAACAAGAACAUCUACAUCACCGAGAACCAGCUUCCCUACCAGAUGCGGGAGGUCACGCCCGGCGCCUCGUACGAGCUGCAGCUCUUCACCGUCUACGAAAACAAGGAAAGCGCCGCCUACGUGGCCACCAACUUCACCACGCGUCCCAACGCCCCGGGCCGGUUCAUCGUGUGGUACAGGAACGAGACCACCAUGCUGGUGCUGUGGCAGCCGCCGUACCCGGCCGGGAUUUACUCUCACUACCGGGUGAGUAUCGACCCCAGCGACGCCGCCGACAGUGUCCUGAGUGUGAAGAAGGAGGGCGAGCCGCCCGGCCCCGCCCAGGCCGCCUUCCAUGGCCUCGUCCCAGGUCGCGCGUACAACAUCACGGUGGAAACGGUGAGUCAGGACCAGAUCUCGGAGCCCACCACGGCCGAGUACCGCACCAUCCCGCUGCCGCCCCGCAACGUCACCUUCGACCUCAAGACCCUGACGCCCUUCUCCUUCACUGUCGUGGGAGCGCCCAAGGGGAGAGGGGAAUUCGACCGGUACCAGCUGAGCCUCGACCAGAAGAAGCAGAUGCCGCUCAUCGUCAACGCAGACCAGCCCCGCGAGGCCACCUUCGACUCCAGCCUCGAGCCCGGACGCACCUACGACGUCCUCAUCAAGACGGUGUCGGGCAACGUGGCGUCAUGGCCCACCACGGGCAACGUGACCACGCGUGAACCCGUUACUCGGAAGAUAGAGGAGGAGCAUGUGCUGUUAGAGGAUUUAUUCCCAGGAGCUGGAUAUGAGAUCAAAGUGUAUGCUAUAUCUCACAAUCAGUGGAGUGAACCUCAUGUUUACUUUCAAGCAGUGUACCCAAAUCCUGUCCGCAAUCUGACAAUCAGUGAUACCACAAAUACAUCUGUGAUCUUAGCAUGGCAGCCCCCGAUUGAGUCUCUAUUCACACAUUAUAUUGUUAGGUACCGAACCGUUGAAUCAAGAGACUGGGUUGUACUGCAAGCAGUUAAUAAAACUGUGGCAGUUGUUGACCACUUGCAGCCAGGAGAACGUUAUGUAAUACAAGUGCGUUCAGUCUCUCAUUAUGUUGAAAGUUUCACUGCUGAAGAAGUUGAACAAACUGUUCCACCGAACCCUGUAAGAGGAAUUGCUCCAAUUCUUGAUUCUCAGAAUAUUACCUUUGAAUGGCCUAGACCAGAGGGCCGAAUUGAUUUAUAUACUAUUAUUUGGUGGAAUGAUGCAACUCCAGAUAGAAAGAAAUCUAAAGAAAUUCCGGGGACACAAGCAACUGAAGGCAUAGAGAGGAAGUUGACCAUUUUGAUUGGUGAGCUGAGGCCAGGAGAGCUGUAUCAUUUCAAGGUUUAUACCACAGCUCAUGAAGUGAACAGCAAGGAUGUAGAACUCUCUAGCAGAACAAUGCCCGUCAUCACAUCAGAUAUAACUAUUGUAAAUCAGCUAGAAACUAGAUCAUUCACUAUCAGGUAUACUCCAACUCCGCGCUCUGUAGCAACUUUUGAUACAUACAGAUUCAUGCUGUCUGACCCAUCUAUACCUGUUAAGGAAAAGUCAGCAGUUGAUGACGAUCGUAAGAUAAUAUUCAACGGACUAGUGCCAGGUCGCUUGUAUAACAUUACAGCCUGGACAGUGUCAGGUGGUGUAACUAGUCAGCCACUCAUACGCCAAGAUCGACUGUAUCCUGAACCUGUCUCAAAUAUCAAUGCUUCAUACAUAUCAGAUACUGAAAUUACUUUAUCAUGGAAAAAGCCAAAUGGGGAUUAUGAUUCAUUUGAGGUUCAAUAUCUCCGUGAUAACGAGCUCUUUACCAAUAGCACAAAGCAGGAUUCCAUUACCAUCACAAGACUGCGACCACAUCGCAAUUAUACUUUUACUGUCCUUACUAGAGCUGGAAGCACUAGGAAGUCAAAACCUGUGUCUGCAGCAUUCACAACAAGUGAAAGCACUCCUGGGAAGGUUGAUGAAUUUGAACCAAUUGAAAUAAAACCAAACCAAGUCACAUUUAGGUGGUCAUUGCCCCCUGAUGAGCAAAAUGGUGUUCUUUUAGGCUUCAACAUUAAAUAUGGAAUCAAGGAUACUACUCCAACAAAUGUAAGACAUUUUGAGCCUGAUGAACUGCUUGGUGUAAUCCCGAAUCUUAUCCCUGGAAAAACUUACUCCUUCCAAAUAGAAGCCACAACAAAGAUUGGUUCUGGACGCAUAAAGUAUUGGGAAGGAACCAUGCCUGUUUGGUCACCUCCUCGGCCAAGCAGUCAGGUUUUCCCAACAGAAGUAUCCCGUACCUCAACUACUAUUCGUAUUCGUUACCGAAAGAAUUAUUUUUCCAACCAAAAUGGGCAAGUUGUUGGAUACACUAUUGUUGUUGCAGAAGAUGAUACCAAGAAUUCAGAAGGGCUUGAGUUACCUGCCUGGCAAGAUGUUCAGAGCUAUUCAUUCUGGCCGCCUUAUCAGAUUACAGAAAUGUACUAUCCAUUUAAUAAAACAUCAGUGGAAGAUUUUGAUAUUGGCAUUGAGGAGGACUGUGAUACUCAUGUUGGUUAUUGUAAUGGACCACUUAAACCAGGAACUACGUACAGGGUUAAAAUACGGGCUUAUACAGCAAGGACUAAGUUUGCUGACACAUACUUCAGUCAUCCAAUUACAACAGAUUCAGAGAGUGGGAAUGUAGGAUUAGCAGUUGCAAUCCCAGUCCUCCUCCUGGUGUUGAUUGUAGUGAUGAUAAUGAUCAUAAGAAGACGAAGAGCUUGUGGAUUCACAAAAAGGGCUCCAGAUCCAGGCAGUGACAUGCAUUCGCUUCCAGAUUCUAUUAUAGAAACAAGCCGUCCUGUGAAGUUGCAAGACUUCGUAGCACAUUAUAGAUUUAUGUCUGCAGACUCAGAGUACCAUUUCUCAGAAGAAUACGAAGCGCUCAGUCAUGUUGGAUGUGAUCUCCAGCGCAAUGCUGCAUAUAUGUCUGUCAAUCGCCCAAAGAAUCGUUUUACAAAUAUUUUGCCUUAUGACCAUUCUCGCUUCAAAUUGCAACCCACAGAUGAUGAAGAGGGGUCUGAUUACAUCAAUGCAAAUUAUGUACCAGGUUAUAAUUCCCCAAGAGAGUUCAUAGUAAGCCAAGGUCCUCUUCUGUCCACACGAGAUGAUUUCUGGAGAAUGUGCUGGGAAAGUAAUUCUCGUGCUAUUGUGAUGCUGACACGCUGUAUUGAAAAGGGUCGUGAAAAAUGUGACCAUUACUGGCCCUACAACACGCAACCAGUUCGUUACGGAGAUAUACAAGUGACUAUCCUCAAUGAGAGUCGCUUCCCAGACUGGACCAUCUCAGAAUUCAGAGUUUGCAAGGGAGAUGUUUGUCGUGUGGUUCGGCACUUCCACUUCACAACCUGGCCAGAUUUUGGUGUCCCUGACCCACCACAAACGCUGGUCAGAUUUGUACGAGCUUUCAGAGAAAGAGUUGGUCCAGAUCAGAAGCCAAUUGUUGUGCACUGCAGUGCUGGUGUUGGGAGAUCUGGAACUUUCAUUGCCCUGGACAGGAUAUUAUUCAGCAUUCGCACAUCAGACUAUGUGGAUAUAUUUGGUAUUGUCUAUGAGAUGAGGCGAGAAAGAGUAUCUAUGGUACAAACUGAGCAGCAGUAUAUAUGCAUCCACCAGUGCCUUCUAGCUGUUUUAGAAGGAAGAGAAAAUGAACACCCAGUACAUGAAAUUCAUGAUAAUCAGGGUUAUGAAGAUGAUGAAGGGAUAGUGGAGUCGGGUAUGUGACAGGAGGCGUAUGGGUUGCAACCACUUGCAGCCUAUACUAAAAUAUGGAAAUGACAUGAGUGUUGGACCAGACAGGUCUUGAAAACUUGCCAGAAGACGAAAACAGUUAAGGAAGUUAGGGAAAGUUGUAUUUUUUAUAAAAAAUGAUUUCAACUACUUCUACUCAACUACCUUAUCAGAUGAAACUUGCAUUCUUUUUUUUAGCCAUGUUUUUCACUUAGAUCCUAAUGGUUAGGUGUCUGUAUUUAAUUUACUAUUAUUAAAAUUUACUGAUAAUUUAAAAGCUUUGUGUUGAGUGAUGAGAAUAUCUGUGGAUAGUUUUGAAUAAGAAUUAAUUGACCAGCUAAAUUAUCAUUUAGCUGAACUGAAGAUUGGUUUAUAACUCAAAAUUUUAUUUUUAAAAUUUAUACUUUAUUGAAAAUGAUCAGUGUACCAAUAACCCCUAUGUAAAUAGUGAGAAGGCUUUUUUAUGUAACUGUAAUUCAGUAUAGUCAUAUUUUUUAAAAUGUGUAAUUGUGCAAUUUAACUUUAGUGAAAAAACUGUAACCAUAGCAAUUGAAACAAGUGCCAUUACAUGUGGGAGAAAGUAAGGGGCAAAGAUUCCGUCCUUGAGUAUCUUUUUGUAUUCUAUUUAUAUAGUUAUAAUAA
Molecule: messenger RNA, 4782 nt
Organism: Penaeus vannamei (Pacific white shrimp)
Lineage: Eukaryota; Metazoa; Arthropoda; Malacostraca; Decapoda; Penaeidae
Source: RefSeq, a predicted model, not a curated record